AUGGGUAAAUAUGUAAUCGGAUCUCCUGAGGAGAAAGCCAAACGGGCUAACUUCGAGUUCCGUGGAUCCUGUGUGAAAGCACCAAACGAGGAGAACAUUAAGUUAUUGCUCGGCGAAGAGUGGUGUAGCAACGACAUCAAUAUUACACUCUUGUCAAAUGAUUCUCAUGCUUAUAACUAUCUAAUUACAAAACCUAAGGAAAAUAAGCUUGCGAAAACUAUCAUACGAGUAAUGCUACCGGUCGACCCCUAUUUCAAAACGCAAGCCGAGGUCUCUACUAUCGAAUGGGUCCGACAGUAUACGUCGCUACCGGUUCCCAGAGUCUUGAUAUUCGAUCCAACUGGUACUACUCAGAUUGGACUUGAGUGGGUUGUCCUAGAAUGCUUUCAAGGCCAGAUACUUCCUGUCGCGGCCGAAGCAGACGAAGUCAACUGGGCUAUGGUAAGCAACGAGAAGAAGCGGUCAUUGAUACGACAGUUUGUGUCCUUCUACUCCGCGACAUUCGACCACCAAUUAUCGGCAAUUGGCAAUCUAUAUAUGGGCCGUGCGACCGGAGUCCAGGAAGAAGAUGAUAAAGUUGGUGUCAUCGUCUCACCAGAGUUCUAUAUGACAGAUAAACAAAAUAACGAUCAUGGCCGUGGGCCAUUUCGAAACAGUGCCGAAUGGCUCAAGAUACGCCUGGAUAUGAAGUACAAAAACUGCCUAGCCAUCCUGAAUGCAAACGCCGUUCUCAGAGCUAAACAUAUCAUUGACCGCUUGAAGAGAUUGAGAGAGAGGCUCUUUGAUUCCACACUCUUCGAGCCCACCGUACUCACGAACUGUGACAUAGGCCCGACGGACAUCAUGAUGAAUCACAAUAGACUAGUCGGGGUAGUGAAUUGGGAGCAUACAUCCGCUCUUCCACUGUGGAAAGGGUGCGAACUUCCCAAGUUCCUGCAAGGAAUAACGCGUACCAAGGAACCUGAUGAGAGAGACUAUCUGGAUGAACAGGGCGAAUGGUUGGCUGGGGCCAGAGACGACUUCGCCAAGCAUGUGCUACAAUGGUCGCGAACAAUGCUUCAAAAAAUGUUCCUUGACGAGAUGUCCCGGAAGUGUCCCCAGUGGAUGGCUAUUUAUAAUUCUCCAAUUACUCGUCUAAGGAAGGACUAUGACGUCGCCGUAAGCUCUUGUGAUAACCCUGCUACCCAAGCUGCGAUUGAGAAGUGGCUAUAUACUAUAGAGUCGGGCUUGGAAAAUAUUCGACUUCAGAACCCGGGAAAGGCUCGUGCGGAUAUCUCGAGCCUAGGCUUCACCAUUCGCAGCCUUCAGGAUCGUAUCUACGACAGCGCAAACGUAUCCGAUACAGCAAGACACCCCACCUCAGGGCCAGAAUCACAUAUAUGGAAUCUAUCAUAA
Daldinia childiae is the source of this 1395-nucleotide messenger RNA. RefSeq lists its product as uncharacterized. Gene Ontology annotation, cellular component: mitochondrion. The coding region runs from base 1 to 1395 and encodes 464 amino acids. NCBI's taxonomy places the organism in Eukaryota, Fungi, Ascomycota, Sordariomycetes, Xylariales, Hypoxylaceae. The transcript has a single exon. The record is from RefSeq and is a predicted model, not a curated record.